CCUCUCACUUCCACUGGCUACUUUUGGCCGCCUGUAACAACAGCAGCAUCAGACAAGGGAUAACCUAAUGAUGGAAGAAUUUGAAGACAAUGAUGCUCCUCCUGCUGGGGAUCUGACUCAAUGCGAAACCUGUAACAGAUCCUUCCUCCCUAAAGUCCUGCAAAGGCAUGCGAAAAUCUGCCAAAAGUCAGCAACCAAAAGGAGGAAGGUUUUUGACUCUAGCCGACAGAGAGCUGAGGGUACAGACCUCCCCACGCUCAAACCCCUCAAACCAAAGUCACAAGGUUCAUCUUCUACUGGGAAAGUAAGUUGAUUUGUCUUUUUUUUCAUUUGUCCUUUCUUUCUGUGUACAUUAGUUUUUAGUGGCACGAUUAAUCAGCUGAAGCCCAAAUGGCGUUUCCUCAGAUCCCUCACUGUUUCUGGCUUUAUAGAUACUGGUUUCCCCUCUUUGAGCCAUUGGCUUAAAUAGUCUGGAUGCGUGUCAACUCAUACUGGUGGUAUUAACAAACACACUGAAUCUGUGGUAUUUUCCUUUCCUUUCCACAACUAAAAAUCUUAAGAUGUAGCCAUGAUAAUUUCAUUUUCUUUCAACAUAACUGUGUUGACAGUAUGACCCCCUAUCUUCUCAAGCUGCACUGAUUCUUUUGAACCUGUUGUAGACUUAUACUCUUACUCUUUGACAACUCACCUUCAGAAUACAGAGCUCGGCCAAAAGCUGUCUGUCUGUUUGUCUUAGUUUGUUCUUGUAAACUUCUCUGCUGGCUGAGACAAAGCAGCCAGGACAGAGGACAGGAGGAAUGACAUACUACUGUAUGUGAUACCUGUGUUCUUCAUUAUUAUCAUUUAUAAACUUCACUCAGGACAAUUUAGAUUUGUUUCCAGUCAUUAGUGGCUUUGCUGUUGUAAACAUAGCUGUUGCUGCUCUAGAACCAAUAUUUAGUUAUACCUAAAUUACAAAUAACUUCUAUUCCUGUUCAGAUCAUUUAGUCAUGAAAAAGUAUUGAUAAGAGUGGCUCCUUGUACUAAAAUCCUAAAGAUACCUAUCCGUACCUGAA
Anarrhichthys ocellatus (wolf-eel) is the source of this 1055-nucleotide messenger RNA. Its product is annotated as zinc finger C2HC domain-containing protein 1A-like. Bases 68 to 313 code for a protein of 81 amino acids. NCBI's taxonomy places the organism in Eukaryota, Metazoa, Chordata, Actinopteri, Perciformes, Anarhichadidae. The record is from RefSeq and is a predicted model, not a curated record. The transcript is spliced from 4 exons.